ACCUCCUCAAAAAAAUCCAAAAAAAGAGAUACAAACGGGGCAGAUAUAGAGAGAGAAAGUGAGAGAAAUGUAGAGAGAUGAAGAGAGAGGGGGAGUGAGCUGGUGUUUCAAAGAAACUAAUGUCUCUUUCCUUUAAAUUUCCGGGUCUCAUGUCUUAUACAAGUCUGUUUGCUUCUGAAGAUUUGUCUCCCUUUUCCAUUUGAAAUUGCUCGGCAGAUCCAAUUCCUUAUUUUUUUUCUUCAUUUUGUGCACCUUUCGAUGAUCUGAGUCUCAUUUCUUGGUGUUUUAGAAAUACCCGCUUUGGUGUUUGGGUCCUUUGGGGGGUUCUAGCCUUUGCUGUCUGGUUCAGAGGCUCUGCAUGGUGGUGAAGGAUGUGGGUUUGAGGUUUUGCUAGGAAUGGGAACAAAUUUACUGUAUGAGAGCUUCCCAGGAAACUACUCCACUUGGGAUCUUAAUAUGGAAGCUGUUGGCAGUAGGUGCCUCCCUUGUAAUGAUGAUAAAACCUUGAAAAGUGAGCUACACUAUAAUGGUGCAUUGCCGCCACCUGCUCUGCACAGACAGCUUGGGUCUGACAAGGAAGAAUUAAGGCAGACCAUCCUGAAGCAAGAAGUCAUGUUUAACGAUCAGGUGCAGGAACUCCAUCGUCUUUAUAGAAGACAGAUGGAAUUAAUGAACGAAAUUGAAAAGAAGCAACUCCAUAAGCAGUCUGACUAUGCCGUGAAGAUGUCACAGGAGCCAAGGGAUCUUGAUUCAAUUUCAACGAGACCAAACAGUUUAAUUGACUUGAAUCAACCUUAUCAGGGGGAAGAAGCUGGAACUUCAAACUCUGUUUAUUCUCUUGGUCCUGGGAUCAGCCAGGGAGAGAUCCCAGGCAGGGAUCCAUCUGCAAAAACAAAUUCAGGAUUUGGAGUUUUAUCCAUGGAAAGUUUUGGUAAUAGUGAAACUAAAAAAAACGUGGAUGCAUGCUCAAGGCCGCAGGAGCAUCCACCUUUUACCAAUGAAGCUGGGCAUAAUAGAAGCACAUUGGUCGAUUUUCAGUUACCAUCAGUUUCAACUCGGGGGAGGCCAAGACAUCAUUUGGAGCGGAGUCCAAUAGUGGUUUUAGCACUUCCUGCCUUUAAUGGCCCUGCCCCAUUGAAUAAGUUCUCCAGACGAUCAAUUGCUAGGCCUAGGCAUACUGGCAACAAGCUUCAUGUGGGUAGAAGUUCGAGAUGUAGUCCACAACAUGGACAUGUGAGGUCCAAGAUCACUUCCCAUGACUCCCAUUUCGAGUCCAUGACAAGCAGUACUGACCAUGAUUUCUCUCCUGGACACCCUGCCCAUAAGGAGCACUUAAAGGGUUCAGAUAUGAUGGAUGUGAAAUCAGAGAGGGAUAUGGACUUAAAUUCCAUUCCCCCUGCUCGUUCUGCAGAUGUGGUUUCCCAACAACAGACUUGUACCAUGGAUAAAGGCAACAAGUCUGAAGAGAGUUGGCCAGCACUUUCUGUUCCAGGAGCUUCUGUAGUGGCACCUAUUAGUCCAGAAAACCAGGAGUGUCCCCGACCUAGAGGAGAAUCUGAGGAGACUCCUCUAGAUUUGUCCCAAGGGAAAGGUACAGGUCCACUAGAGAAGCCUGACAAAAUUGCAGCAGAGGAAUCACUUUUCACUUCUUCAACUGGGAUUGAAGCUUGUUUAGAGAGUGCUGCUUGUGAUCCAUCCAACACUUCACCCCUGUAUUGGUUUGUCACUAUUUGUUUGGAUCCUAACACUGAGUCUAAAUUAUCUUUUAGUGGCAAUAAUGGUUCUGAACAGGAGGGGUUGUCAUGUGAUGAGGUUGAUUACUUCGAAGCCAUGACAUUGAAACUAGUUGAGCUUAAGUCAGAAGAGCACCUGUGCAAGAACAAUAGCCAAAAGGAGGAAGGGACAUGCUCUACCAUAUUUCUGAGUCAACCAAAAAAGGGCCGCCGGUGGAGACGACAGAAGGACUUUCAGAAGGAAAUCCUCCCCAGCCUCGCCUCUCUCGCGAGGCAUGAGGUGGCUGAAGAUCUUCAGACAAUAGGAGGGCUGGUGAAAGCUGCAGGUUCUCCUCCAGGAACAAAGUUGGCAAGAGAUGCUGGUAAAAACAAGGAGGCAAGGGGGAGGAAGCGGAUGAGAGCCUCUGUCUCCAAUGUGGUGGAGAGCACUGGGUCUAUGCCAUUGCAACAGCCAGCUGCCACUGCUGAAGCGGGGUCACAGGACAGAUGGCUAACAGGGUGGGGGAGUGUAAGGCGCCGGGGUCAGAGACAUCGGGCAAGUAAUCCUUCUCUUCUUUUAACUCAGUUCUCAUGAACUUAUACUAAGCUGCUUUGGUUUGUUACAGGAGGGUGGGAAAGCAGAAGCUUGUUCUUAUAGUUUUUAUAGUUUUUGGUUUGGAGUAAUUUUGAGUUAUAGGGUUGCCUUGUACAGUCUUAUAGAGUUCAGAAUUUGGGAGCUUCUAUACAUGUGAAUGCUUUAGCUUUUAAGAGUUACUAUUUCUCUCAGAGGAGAAUGAGAAAGAGUAGUGGUGCCUCCAUGGCACCUUGCAUAAGACAAUUUUUAUGCCA
Messenger RNA from Vitis riparia (riverbank grape), 2561 nucleotides. RefSeq lists its product as uncharacterized. The record is from RefSeq and is a predicted model, not a curated record. NCBI's taxonomy places the organism in Eukaryota, Viridiplantae, Streptophyta, Magnoliopsida, Vitales, Vitaceae. The coding region runs from base 397 to 2307 and encodes 636 amino acids. The transcript is spliced from 5 exons.